AUGUCGCUUUUCGAACACAUUCUAGAAGGGGUACCGGAUAGCAUUUUUGCCAUGAUGGAAGCAUUUGCGGCUGAUACUAACGACAAGAAAGUAAACCUGAGUCCCGGUAUCUAUCGUGAUGAUAAUGCAAAGACAUGGGUUCUCCCCUCGGUACAGAAGGCGAGAGAAAUCCUCGUGGCGGAUCAAAAUCUCAACCAUGACAUCUCACCCCAGAUGGGCAAUCCUGAUCUUGUCUCCGUAGCGCGACAGAUCACAUUCAAAGACACACUGAGCAGCCGGAUUAUCACCUCGAUGCAGACCAUCUCAGGCACGGGUGCUAAUCAUUUCAUUGCACGUCUCCUGUCUGACACGCUUCAACCCAAAACCGUAUGGUUGUCCAACCCCACAUGGGAGAACCACCCAAAAAUAUGGACACACGUCAAUUCUGCUAUAGAGCAGCAUCUGUAUCCUUAUUAUGACUAUAGAACGUCUACACUAGACAUUGAAGGAAUGAUCUCAACUUUGAAAGAGAGAGCUUCAAGAGGAGAUGUUAUCAUUCUCCAAGUGUGUGCUCACAACCCAACCGGCUUAGAUCCUUCGAUGGAAGACUGGGAGACGAUUGCAGAAGUUUGCGAAGAGAAAGGGAUCUUCCCUGUCCUAGACUCAGCUUAUCAAGGUUUCGCAACGGGAGAUGCUGACAACGACGCUUGGGCUAUACGUCACUUUGCCGCACGCUCGAGGGGCACUAUGGAGUUUGCAGUCACCCAGUCUUUCUCUAAAAACUUUGGCCUCUAUGGAGAGCGAGUCGGUGUUCUGCACAUUGUCACGCGUACGCGUGGCAGCGCAGCUAAAGCCGAAUCAGCGCUGAAGACCCUCUCACGUGCCGAGAUUACUUCUGCACCAGCCUUUGGGGCCAAAGUCGUUGCGACAAUCCUCCAAGAUCAGGUACUGAGGGAGCAAUGGCAGGAAGAUUUGAAGACCAUGAGCGGUCGGUUGAGACAUAUGCGAAAACGCCUGUAUGAUGAGCUAAUCAAGAGGAAUACGCCAGGGAAUUGGGCUCACCUCUUGACAGAUAUUGGAAUGUUCUCCUACAUGAGGCUAUCUGAAGAUCAAUUGGCGAUUCUAAGGAACACAUUCCAUGUCUACCUUCUUCCUAGCAGUCGACUUUCAUGGACUGGCUUGACGAGUAGAAAUGUCGAAUAUGUUGCAGAAUCUAUCCAUAAAGUUGUGACAUUGUCGAUGUAAACAAUCGUUAAGC
Messenger RNA from Mollisia scopiformis, 1237 nucleotides. RefSeq names its product PLP-dependent transferase. Gene Ontology annotation, molecular function: pyridoxal phosphate binding; L-aspartate:2-oxoglutarate transaminase activity. NCBI's taxonomy places the organism in Eukaryota, Fungi, Ascomycota, Leotiomycetes, Helotiales, Mollisiaceae. Gene Ontology annotation, biological process: L-aspartate biosynthetic process. Gene Ontology annotation, cellular component: cytosol. The transcript is spliced from 5 exons. The record is from RefSeq and is a predicted model, not a curated record. The coding region runs from base 1 to 1224 and encodes 407 amino acids.